CACCCGUAGAUUUACAGUCAGUCAGACGUGUAUCUAGCAAACGGGAAGUUUCCUACCAAACAGCAGCAAGAUGAACAGUCCUAUGAGCCAUCGCUUGAUCGCAACUUGUUCGUCUGAGACAAUUUACUAAUGAAUUCAAAAGAGGAUGUCAUCCCACUUAACGUUAGAAUUCGAAAAUCAUCAACAAUAUCCUGCGAUGGGUAGUGAGACAGACAUCUUCUCCAUCGACCAGGGAGGAGAGUGGGACAUUAGCCUCUUUGAUGAGCUGGACAACCUGGGAGAUGCAGAUGAGUUGCUUGAGGCCCUGCAGAAUGAUGGCUAUGCCAGUGAAGCUCCAGACCUGGACUUUGAUAUCGACAUACCGCUGUGGAAUGAAGUGGACACAAGCAGCACCUGCACAGAUGGUGAGGUGAGCGUGGACUCUCUGUCACCUGCCCACACUCUGAGCUCUGCCUCAUCUCCUGCCUCUGUGGAAGCCCUGUCCCCAUACUCCUUACAAGAUGAGGCCCUGUCUCGACUGUCGCAGCUCUCUCCUGUUUCAGUCUGCUCAGAGUCCAGUGGCUAUUCUGUGAUCUCUUCCCCAGCAAAGAAAGCUCCAAAGAGGACCAGUCAGACCACACGAGUCAAACAAGCUCAGCCAAUCAAGAGGCCGAUUCAGACUGGCCCGAAGGUUUCCAUCCAACCGAAACCGCUGAUUACAGCUGUGCCCUUGGCUCAUGCAGCAGCUCCCCUGCAGGCCAAGACAAUCAUCAUCCAGCCCCUGCAGACCACUGUGCUGCCUGUGGUCCAACCAGCUCCGGUCAACAUCCAACCAGCACCCCCUCCAGGACGUCCCAUAGUACUGUCUCAGCCAAGCCAGGUGCUACGGAUCCAGACACCACAGGCCAUCACCGGCAACAUGGUCGCCAUGCCAACGCUCAGACAGGACAGGCCCGUCCCAGUCGCUGCUCCUCCAGUGGUCUCUGUCACACUUCGAAGCCCUUCAUCAGACGAUGAUUCAAAGUUGUCCCAGAGGCAGCAGCGCAUGAUAAAGAACCGCGAGUCAGCAUCCCUGUCUCGGAAAAAGAAGAAAGAGUAUCUGCUCUCGCUGGAAGCUCGCCUGAAAGUGGCGUUGUCUGAGAAUGAAGUGCUCAAGUGUGAGAAUGGCAACCUCAAGAGGCAACUGGAAGGCCUGCUGAGUGAGAACACAGUACUAAAUGCAACAGCCCCCAAGAGGAGAGCUGUGUGUCUCAUGGUGGUGUUGGUGUUCCUUGUGCUUAACGUUGGACCAAUGAGUCUGUUUCAGGGAGGCUCCAAGCAUGACGUUUUUUCCACGCAGCACAGCGGCAGACACCUGUUGGAUUUCUCCCCAGGGGCAGAAACUGAGGUCAUGAUGGGCCCCGAUCCCCUCCACAGUGGCCCCUCUGAGAUUGCAGACAGCUCUGAGGAUAAGGCCCUGAUGGUGGUGAAAGAUCCUAUCUUCCUCAGACCACCUCCCCCCUGCCAGCCUCCUGUUAACAGGACCAAGUGCUUAGAGUUGGCCCACGAGCUGAGGGGUUGGGUCCACCGUCAUGAACUACAGCAGACCAAAACCAGGCGCAUGAGUAGCAGCAGUCACAAACCCACCAGGACCAUUCUGAAAACUGAAAAUAAGGAGGCAGAGAGAGCCCAAAUUGUGACCGUCCAUUACACAGAAACUACUGAGGAAAAGAAUCCUGGCAGUGAGCUGCAGGUAUACUACGCACCUCAUCACACCUACAGUGACUUCUUUGAUGAGAUCAAUCGCCGUGGCGACACUUUUUACGUAGUGUCUUUCCGCAGGGAUCAUCUUCUACUUCCUGCCACCAACCACAACAAAGGAAGUCGACCCAAGAUGUCUGUGGUGUUGCCAGCUAUGAACAUAAAUGACAGCAUCAUAAGGGACAAACAGUACGAGGUGAUGAUGCAAAUUGACUGUGAAGUAACGGACACGAGGAUCCUCCACAUCAGGUCUUCCACCAUCCCACCUUUGCUCCGGGUCAACCACACGGACACGUUUUACCAGCACUCUGCAACCGACAACCAGGCCGCACCUCCUGUCGGUGUGCUAAUGGGGUCGGCUUAAGAUCACCAGCAGCACCUGUAUUAUUUUUAACUCAACAAAACCCAUGAAGACAAAACAGAACAUACGACCUUACUUAACUUUUUUUUUGUGUGACGAAGUAUAUUUUAAAUCUGGUGUACUCCCACUGACUUCAUGAUUGUGAUUUAGUUUUGAAUGAAAUCAAAUCAUUACAAUACAAAGGUAGCUCAAAUUGUCAGCACCAGUCAGCCACAUUCUUUAUUAGGGCUGAUAUCUGGAGGUAGUCUGUAAUAGGGUCCGAGCAGACGCUAGCUCCUUGUGUGGCAACACUGACUUCUCCCUGUAACCCCAGACGCCCCACAUAAGGGUAAUUGCUUAGCGGCAGGGGGCAGAGCAUUGAACCCUGAGUCACCCCGUCAUAACACAAAUACUUUUACCCCAUAGCAGCUCUUCUCAAGUCUGCUGUUUCUUUUGUGGUUCUUAAUUUCGGGACAAGCUGCAAAGCCAGAGGAGAAAACUGAAAAUGAUAAUACACCUAAGAUUAAUCUCACAGGGAACUUGCCUAAUUAAAUACAGGAAAAAGUCAUUUGUGAUAUCAGUGUUUAGAAGCACAACAAAUUCUGUGUUUGUAUCUUAGCUUCAAAAUGGAGCUCUCUUAGUCAUUUGUAGUCUGUUUGCCUCCCUAAAUAAAGCUAAUUUUAUUUGUGAAAUAGUAAGAGAUGCCAGAUUGAUUACAUGCAGCAAUAGAGGCAUUCAGUAAACUCAGGCAGUCAGGUGACCCGUGAAAGCUAGCAGGAUAACCACUGUUGUUGGCUGGUUUCCAUUAAUUUAAGGAUUUCAGGUGCUGUUUUUACCAUUGUAUUGAUGAAGGAUUUCGGUUCUUAAUUUUUGGACUUCUGUUAUAUUGAUGAACAGAUUCAGAUACUUUACAUAGUGUAUUUAUUUGUAUUAUUAUGUAACAGUAAUGCCAACUACUGUGGUGUGAUGCAAUUCACUCAUUUCUGCUGUCAAAACUUUCUUCUGUCAAGAUUUAUUGAUUUUUGUUUUCUCUGUCUGGUUAUGCUUUCCAGGAACUUUUUAAUUAAACUGACUACAUUAAACUAAAUGACAUAUGGUAUACACAAUAAUAAAUGGUGGAUAUUGAGGAAACAUAAUGUAAAUGUUAGCACUAGGAGAUUUCUUUAGUGUCAGUGGUGGACAUCCUGAGAUUUUUAUCCCAGAAAAAUAUAUCUUCAUCAAAUUUGAAACCCCUACAGUUGAGCUAAAAAGGCCGAUGUUUGACAUGUAACCACUGGUGAAAAACCUUAAGUCCUGACUUCUCGUCCACAGGCUAAAUUGCACAUUUAUUUGGUGCACUUAAACCUGUAUUUAAAUUGCAACCAACUGGAAAUUCUUUUUUAAAAACUGUGAUGUAGUUGUAUUAUCUGAUAGUUUUUAAUACUAAUUUGUUGUAAUAAAAAUUUGCACUAUAAAUGCAGAACCUGGAAAGAUCAGUCCUGGCUUUAAAUGCCUUACAUUAAUGUGUCUGUAACCUUGUUUUGACUACCGGUAAUAGGGGGUAAAAUUGAUAUUAAAUAAGAAAUUAUACAUCAUCAGAAUUUGUAACUUUUGCUCAUAGUCAGUUUUUGUUAAUGUUGUUAAAACAAUGUACUAUACUUCUGUGUCUGAAAGUGCAUUUCUUUUAGCUACAUGAUUGUACAGAUGGUUAUGUUUCAGCUCAACAGAUGCCCAUAAAAAUUGUUAAAAAAAAAACAUGCCCUUUUGUUUUCUUAAGCCAGGCCAUCCGUGUGUAUUUUUUUCCCUUUUAGUUUCAAGAAUAUAUUUGAUUUACCACGAUGUUUUCACUGCAUCCCAGUACUUACUGUUGGGACAAAGCAAGAGUACAAUUAAAAACUUGCGAUGUUUUGUUUUUUGUAUUCUACUAUGUGCAUAAACCAAAAUAAACACUGGAUUUUUUCUAACUACA
Messenger RNA from Siniperca chuatsi (mandarin fish), 4007 nucleotides. RefSeq names its product activating transcription factor 6 (gene atf6). The transcript has 16 exons. Lineage: Eukaryota; Metazoa; Chordata; Actinopteri; Centrarchiformes; Sinipercidae. The record is from RefSeq and is a predicted model, not a curated record. Gene Ontology annotation, cellular component: nucleus. Gene Ontology annotation, biological process: regulation of transcription by RNA polymerase II; endoplasmic reticulum unfolded protein response. Gene Ontology annotation, molecular function: DNA-binding transcription factor activity, RNA polymerase II-specific; RNA polymerase II cis-regulatory region sequence-specific DNA binding. Bases 146 to 2083 code for a protein of 645 amino acids.